Molecule: messenger RNA, 1667 nt
Organism: Hipposideros armiger (great roundleaf bat)
Lineage: Eukaryota; Metazoa; Chordata; Mammalia; Chiroptera; Hipposideridae
Gene: TEX261
Product: testis expressed 261
Exons: 6
Coding region: 126-716 (196 amino acids)
Biological process (GO): endoplasmic reticulum to Golgi vesicle-mediated transport
Cellular component (GO): COPII-coated ER to Golgi transport vesicle; Golgi membrane; endoplasmic reticulum membrane
Molecular function (GO): COPII receptor activity
Source: RefSeq, a predicted model, not a curated record
CCGGCGCACGGCCGUCCGCGGGGCGGGGACGCGGUAGCGGUGGCGGCGGCUCCGUAAAGCCCGAGCCUGAGAGCGCAGGCCCGUCCCGGCGGUCUGGGGGCCGGGCCGGGCGGGGCGGGGGCGCCAUGUGGUUCAUGUACGUGCUGAGCUGGCUGUCGCUCCUCAUCCAGGUGUCCUUCAUCACGCUGGCCGUCGCGGCUGGACUGUAUUACCUGGCGGAACUGAUAGAAGAGUACACAGUGGCCACCAGCAGGAUCAUAAAAUACAUGAUCUGGUUCUCCACAGCUGUGCUGAUUGGCCUCUACGUUUUUGAGCGCUUCCCCACCUGCAUGAUUGGCGUGGGCCUCUUCACCAACCUCGUCUACUUUGGCCUCCUCCAGACCUUCCCCUUCAUCAUGCUGACCUCGCCUAACUUCAUCCUGUCAUGCGGGCUAGUGGUGGUGAAUCAUUACCUAGCAUUUCAGUUUUUUGCGGAAGAAUAUUAUCCUUUCUCAGAGGUCCUGGCCUAUUUCACUUUCUGUCUGUGGAUAAUCCCGUUUGCGUUCUUUGUGUCACUGUCGGCUGGGGAGAACGUCCUGCCCUCUACCAUGCAGCCAGGAGAUGACGUGGUCUCCAAUUACUUCACCAAAGGCAAGCGGGGCAAACGCUUAGGGAUCCUGGUUGUCUUCUCCUUCAUCAAAGAGGCCAUUCUACCCAGUCGUCAGAAGAUAUAUUGACUCCCUUGGGGAGGGGAUGCGGGGGCGAGAUCGGGAGAGUCAGGCCCCUGGGCCUCUGUACUAGGUGGGGGCCGUGAGCCUGGAAGGCUUCCUUCAACUCUCCUUGAAGCCCCCAUCCCUACCUUCCUUGGGAGGCUCAGAUCUGACGCCACUAGAGGCUGUGACCUCAGAGGACACCAAGGAGGUUGCAGAGCCUGCCUAACCGGGGGGCUGUGGUCCUCCUGGUUGUGUGGAAGCUGGGCUCCCUGUCGUCCUCCCCACCCCCUUCCAUGCUAGGUCAGGUGGUUCUGGCUGAGCUGGGGCAGGCAGGGCAUGGGCCAUGAAGCUGGAGAGCAGCCAGUGAUAGAUUCUUUGGGCAGAUGGCCAUGGGGCAGGGCCAUGGCUUGGCACUUCCAAGAGAACGAGUUUUUGCUGUUGAACUGUGAUUUCUGUCCAAGCCUGAUUCCUGUUUGAAUAAAGAUCCUAGGGGGCACUGUUUGCCUUAAUACCCUAAAAGUUCAUCUUCUUUUCUUUCCGUUGACCUUCUGCCCUGGACUGGAUGGGCUUUUCUGUUCCAGGCGUUCCUUUGCUGGGAUUGGGUCUUGCCUUUAUGAAGGGACUGUUCUUGUGGCCCUUAGUGGGAAGAGGGCAGGGAGCUGAGCCUGGUCAGGGGAUGGGGAAUGGCGGGGGGAGGUGCCUUCCUCAUGCCACUCCCUCUUCUUUCAUCUCUUCUAUCCCCAAGGCUCCAAGCUGGGGACACAGAGCGGACAGUUUGGGACGGGUUCAAUUUUCAGAGCAACAUCUACAAUACCCUAUUUAGAAGUUCCCCUGGGGAAAAGGAGUGGUUUCUGGCCGAAUUCUAUGUCAGGCUCAAGGAGAAACAAAGUAAAACUUGGCUUAUAGGCACCCUGGGCUAUGGCCUGAUUUUUAAGAAAUGGGACUGGCGGGAGAAGCUCUUUGUCACUCUAAGAA